Penicillium concentricum is the source of this 645-nucleotide messenger RNA. RefSeq lists its product as uncharacterized. The transcript has a single exon. Lineage: Eukaryota; Fungi; Ascomycota; Eurotiomycetes; Eurotiales; Aspergillaceae. The coding region runs from base 1 to 645 and encodes 214 amino acids. The record is from RefSeq and is a predicted model, not a curated record.
AUGUACCAAUACUUCCAGCCAGUGCAGAUCUUCUCACAGCUUCAUCAACAGUACGACUUUAUCUGGCAAUUUGAGACGGAUGCCCGGUACACUGGACAUCUGUAUCAUUUUUUAGAGCAAGCAACGGCAUUCGCGAAACAACAAUUCCGUUUACACCCCUGGGAGCGCAACUCUUACUUCUACAUCCCCGCUGUCCAUGGUACAUGGGAUGAGUUCAAAAACACGGUAGAUCAUUGUAUGGUGAAUCUUCCGACCGUCUGGGGCCCAAUGCCAGUGGAGGGCCCAAAUGUCUCAAAGGAGGCACAUUUCCUAUCACCCAAACCAACAGCAGAGAUAGAAACAUGUACCUGGGGUCUUGGGGAGGAAGCAGAUGUGAUUACCUGGCUUCCACAGUUCAACCCGGCGAACACGGGCUGGCCGAUGCGUGAUGUGAUAUACGGGUUCACCGAAGGACAAGGCAUCCCACGUCGGUCUUCCCCGGUUGCCAUGUCUCGACUUUCAGCACGUGUGCUUCAUAUGAUGCACACUGAUCUUGCCGAAAAGGGCCUGGGUCUAGGUUCGGAGAUGUCCCCAACCUCAUGGGCUUUGUAUUAUGGUUUAAAGUCGGUUCAGAUUCCCCAGCCGGUUUACCAUGCGCAAGAAUGA